AUGAAAACUUCCACUCUUUUGAUUCUUGCACUCACUUCCUAUACCAUUGCAGCUCCUUUUGAAGCCCAGGAUCUGGGAGAAAAGGUCACACAGGCUGUGAACUAUGUUGAGAACAAGUAUCACCUCACCAUCGAAACAGACGAGCUCGAAUGGCUUGGAACUGGACAUAAACCUACAGAUGAUUCCACGAAUGGCCAGGUUCCAGUUUCCACCGACUUUAUUGGUGCUCCCAAAGUUACGAGCACUUUUGCCUCAGUCAACGCAAAGACUACUUUGUCCACGUCGUUCUUGAAUUCUGCUCACACUUCGGAACCUGGUGGCCAGACGUUAUCUUCAAUUUUCUCCACCACUACAACUAGUGCUGCUGUUGAGUCUUCCGCCUCUCAAAGCGAAACUUCUACAAGUGUUUCAUCUAGUGGUGCUCAUACCGGUAGAGGAACCUUUUAUGAAGUUGGAGCUGACAACUGUGGAACCUCCAGCACCAACUCUGACUUGGUCUGCGCCAUCUCCCACUCCCUUUAUGAGACUUCUGUCAAUGGUGAGGAUCUCUCGUCCUACUGUGGUAAGACCAUCACUGCCAACUACAACGGCAACUCUGUUACGGUCAAGGUCGUUGACUCUUGCGAGUCAUGUGGAGACAAUGAUUUGGACUUUUCUCCAGCUGCCUUCUCCAAGCUGGCAGACCAGGACGUAGGCGAAAUUGAGAUCACCUGGUCUUGGGAUUAA
Molecule: messenger RNA, 726 nt
Organism: Ogataea parapolymorpha DL-1
Lineage: Eukaryota; Fungi; Ascomycota; Pichiomycetes; Pichiales; Pichiaceae
Exons: 1
Coding region: 1-726 (241 amino acids)
Source: RefSeq, a predicted model, not a curated record